GGUGGUAUUUCUUGUAUUGUUGAACACAACCCGAAUCCAAAUCCAAAGAUAAGAAAAAUGGGAUUGGGAGGUGUAACUCUGAAGCCCUCAACUUCACUCAAUUAUCUCCUCUUUAAGCCGAAUCCCUUUUCCGGGUCAACCCGAAUUUGCCUCAGAAGAUCAUCUCCUUUGUUUGCUGCUUCUUUCUCUUCUUCUUCUUCAGCUUCUGCUUCAAUUGUCACCCAUAAUCAAUCCCUUUCUCUUGGUCACUCCACUCGUCCUGAUUUUCCUAUUCUUCACCAGGAGGUAAAUGGACGAAAGCUUGUUUACUUGGACAAUGCCGCAACUUCUCAGAAGCCAUCAGCAGUGUUGAAGGCUUUGCAAGCCUAUUAUGAAGAAUACAACUCGAAUGUGCACAGAGGGAUACACUUUUUGAGUGCAAAGGCAACAGAUGGAUACGAGCAAGCAAGGAAGAAGGUGGCAACAUUCAUUAAUGCCAAAGAAUCAAGUGAGAUUAUUUUCACGAGAAACGCUACAGAAGCAAUCAAUUUAGUGGCUUACUCAUGGGGCCUCUCUAAUAUAACAGCUGGUGAUGAGAUCAUCCUUACUGUUGCAGAACAUCAUAGUGCUAUUGUUCCAUGGCAAAUUGUAGCUCAGAAAACUGGUGCCGUUUUGAAAUUUGUGAGUUUGACUGAAGAUGAAGUUCCUGAUGCCAUGAAACUAUUGGAGUUAUUGUCAAAAAAGACAAAGCUUGUGGUUGUUCAUCACGUCUCGAAUGUGCUUGCUUCAACUCUCCCCAUAGUUGAUAUAGUGCGCUCAGCCCAUGGUGUUGGAGCAAAAGUCUUAGUAGAUGCUUGUCAAAGUGUUCCACAUAUGGUAGUUGAUGUGCAGAGCCUUGAUGCUGAUUUUCUUGUUGCUUCUUCUCACAAGAUGUGUGGACCUACAGGUAUUGGAUUCCUAUAUGGUAAAGAGGAACUCCUGGCAGCCAUGCCUCCUUUCUUAGGUGGUGGCGAAAUGAUUGCUGAUGUAUAUUUGGACCACUCCACUUAUGCCGACCCGCCAUCCAGAUUUGAGGCUGGAACACCAGCAAUUGGAGAGGCUAUUGGCUUAGGAGCAGCUAUAGAUUAUCUAUCAGAAAUCGGCAUGGAGAAGAUACAUAAUUAUGAGGUGGAAUUGGCUAACUAUCUAUAUGAAAAGCUAGCUUCUGUCCCUAAAGUUCGGAUAUAUGGCCCUAAGCCAUCCCAGACAGUCCGGCGAGCUGCUCUAUGUUCAUUUAAUGUGGAGAACAUACAUCCAACUGAUAUUGCCACGUUUCUUGAUCAACAGCAUGGAGUGGCCAUCAGGUCAGGCCACCAUUGUGCGCAGCCUUUGCAUCGUCAUAUAGGAACAAAUGCCAGUGCUCGUGCUAGUUUAUACUUCUACAACACCAAGGAGGAUGUUGAUCAUUUCAUUGAAGCACUCGAUGACACAAUUACAUUUUUCAGUUCGUUCAUGUCUAGCUGAAAGCAUUUCUGUUCAGGCAUGUAGUCUGUUUUAGAUGGUUGUUUGAUCAUUUUGUACAUUUGGUGUGAUUUUUAUCAUUUUUAACAUUCAACACAGAUUUUAUAAUGGUUUUGAGUAAUAAUAAGAUUGUUGAAUACGAUCUUGUGGGUGAAGAUGUGAUUAGCCAAUGUAUAUUUCUUCUAAAUACUGAGGUCCUGCUAUAUAUUUGUGGCGCUA
Chenopodium quinoa (quinoa) is the source of this 1698-nucleotide messenger RNA. RefSeq names its product cysteine desulfurase 1, chloroplastic-like. Gene Ontology annotation, molecular function: pyridoxal phosphate binding; cysteine desulfurase activity. NCBI's taxonomy places the organism in Eukaryota, Viridiplantae, Streptophyta, Magnoliopsida, Caryophyllales, Amaranthaceae. The transcript has 10 exons. The record is from RefSeq and is a predicted model, not a curated record. The coding region runs from base 58 to 1482 and encodes 474 amino acids.